Saccharomyces kudriavzevii IFO 1802 is the source of this 1542-nucleotide messenger RNA. It is a transcript of the gene SMP3, whose product is annotated as glycosylphosphatidylinositol-alpha 1,2 mannosyltransferase. The record is from RefSeq and is a predicted model, not a curated record. Gene Ontology annotation, biological process: GPI anchor biosynthetic process. Bases 1 to 1542 code for a protein of 513 amino acids. The transcript has a single exon. NCBI's taxonomy places the organism in Eukaryota, Fungi, Ascomycota, Saccharomycetes, Saccharomycetales, Saccharomycetaceae. Gene Ontology annotation, molecular function: alpha-1,2-mannosyltransferase activity. Gene Ontology annotation, cellular component: endoplasmic reticulum membrane.
AUGAAUUACCAAUGGUGGCUUUACUUGCUAUAUGCCAUCGGACUACUCAUGGCCCUGGGCCCAUCGUAUAUUCACCCUGAUGAACAUUUUCAAUGUAUCGAAAUUUUGGUCAUGCAAUUCACGAAGAUUAAAGGUACCGUACCAUGGGAAUUUGAUCCCAACUUUGCUGCCAGAAGUUACGUCCCCUUACUACUGAUUUACGGGCCACUGUUCACCAUCCUAAAGGCUUUUCCCAGCGUCCAUAAUAACCCAAUAUUAAUCCUGUAUUUAAUGAGAUUACAAAACUAUCUAAUGACUGUAUUGUGUUGCCAUUUUAUAAUACCCAAACUUGUAAGGAGUGAUAGAAAGACCGUACAAUCUAUCAAAAAAAUUUUAAUUCUAACUUCCUACGUGACGUGGACUUAUCAAACUCAUACGUUUUCCAAUUCCGUAGAAACACUUAUCUUGAUGACAAGCAUCACUUUAAUGGAAAGCAUAGUGGACGAAAAAAAUAUUGAAGAGAACAACUACAGAAAAUCAAUUCUAUUGGGAUUUACGUUCAGCCUUGGAGUUUUUAAUAGAGUCACAUUUCCUGCAUUUGUCCUUUUGCCGUGCUUGAUAAUAUUUUGGAAAUUUUACCGGAUUCAUAGGCGAUCCUUUACCUUGCUUUCACUUUCAUUUCUAUUUUCAUCAUAUCUAUUCGUUCUUAUUGACACAUAUAUCUUCAAUUGCGGAAAAGGAUUUGUUUUUGCACCUUGGAAUAACCUGAAAUACAACCUCAAUGUGCAGAACUUACAAUUACAUGGGUUACAUCCCAGAUAUACUCAUUUGCUGGUCAAUUUACCACAAAUACUGGGACCCGUUUUGGUGUUAGCAAUUUUGUCCGGUUACAAACUCGAUAAAUUGUCCACAUACGCAAUAGUAUCAGGUGUACUUUUUCUAUCGCUUUUCCAACAUCAAGAAUUGAGGUUCCUAAUUCCAUUAGUUCCACUGUUCGUGACGAAUUUAAAUUGGACCCCCAUGAGCUCGACCUUAGUAAACGGAACAUUGUUCAAAGGAGCUUGGUUUCUUUUUAACAUAAUCAUGGGCUUCAUCAUGGGGAUUUCUCAUCAAGGUGGAAUAGUCCAAUUUUUGGGAGAUUAUUCCAACUCACACACUGAACCGAUGGGUGUCCAUAUAUGGUGGAAAACAUAUUCGCCACCAACGUGGAUGUAUAUGAACGAUUCGCUAACUAUCUCUUCCGUUGUCGAUUUACAGAAUGGAGUUGAGUCGAUAGAGGAAAUAGCAUUCGACGUGGGCCUUCAUCAUGUUAUAGAUCUUAAAGGAAGUGAUCUGCCCCUUUUGAAGGAAACAGUCAAGCGAUUACGUUUGAACGGAAUCGAGACUCCGCUAAUUUUAAUAACGUCCGAUUCAAUGAUGUCACAACUGAAAAAAUUGAUGAGAGAUGAAACAAUAAAGUUGGUACCGAAUCGCCAUUACUCAUUUCAUUUAGAUUUGGACCACUUUGAUUUUAAUGAUUUCACGACUUUUAAGACGGGGCUUACCGCUUAUUCCAUUGAAUAG